Molecule: messenger RNA, 2134 nt
Organism: Neltuma alba
Lineage: Eukaryota; Viridiplantae; Streptophyta; Magnoliopsida; Fabales; Fabaceae
Exons: 2
Coding region: 274-1743 (489 amino acids)
Source: RefSeq, a predicted model, not a curated record
ACCUACUCCCCCCAUUCUUCUUCGCCUUUAUCACCUCUCUCCUCCUCCUCUCUCUCCCCUUCCUUUUACCUCAAAUCAUUUCACUUGCAUUCAUCUCCAAGCUUCUUCCCCUUCUAAAAAUCCUGAUUCCAUGGUUUGAUCCGCCUAACUUCUUCUAGAAUCUUCAUCAUCAUCCUCCUCCUCCUCUACACUGUUUAUAUACUCCUUCUCUUUCUGCUUUCCUUCUGGUUCCAAGCUUUCUGUUCUUAUCAUACCCGUUACCUUCCGGCUAGAAUGGAUUCUUUUGGUCAGAGUUGUCGCCAGACCACCAACUUCAGGUAUAAUCCAAAUUCCGGCGCGAUUAGCCACGGUGGUGAUGACGACGGGGCUGAGUUUUCCGGGAUUCUGGAAAUCUACGUUCAUCAUGCGAGGAAUAUUCACAAUAUAUGCAUCUACGAGAACCAGGACGUGUACGCGAAAUUCUCUCUCACGUACAACCCAGACGAGACCCUCUCGACGAGGAUCGUCAAUGGAGGCGGGAAAAACCCGACGUUCGAUGAGAAUCUGAGGAUGGAGAUUACCCAGAACGAUGCCGUUUUGAAAUGCGAGAUUUGGAUGUUCAGUAGGCUGAGGAACUACAUGGAGGAUCAGCUUCUGGGUUUUGCUUUGGUCCCAAUUUCUCAGGUUGCGGGAAAAGGAAAAGUCACUCAAGAGUAUAGCCUUUCUUCUACCGAUCUCUUUCAUUCUCCUGCUGGAACUGUUAAAUUGACUCUGUGUUUGAAUUUGGGCCCAUCUCUUCAAAUUAAUUCAUCUGUUAACAAUUCUGUAUCAGAAUCAGUUAAUUCUAAUACCAACUGUUCAUCCAUAUCUUCAGAAGUUGUGUUGCUUGAUAGAAAAAUCUCAGAGGUUAUGUUAGACCCGGUUGAGUUUUCCAGGAUUGAGUUUCCUGAUAUUAGUGUUGUGAGGGAGAACCAACAAAUGGUAUCUGAGUACUUCAAUUUAAAAUCUCAUGGCUCUUCUUCUUCUGCUGUUUCUGCUUCUGCUUCAGCUUCAAGGCCUAAUUCUGGAGGACUUUUGCCAUUUCUUCGCCUUUCUGCGUCUCCUCAGGUUGAUGACUAUGAAAUGACUGUGAAUUCCCCAGAUGGGAAUCAUGGAGACUCCAUUUCUCCAAAUGGAAGCAUCCAGAACUCUGGGUUCUUCAGCUCCACCACUACAACUUUAAGUGAUGAUAGAAACUCUGCAGAUUCUUCCAUUGAGAAAAAGAGUCAUAAUAUUAGCGGUGGUGAAUCAUCAAACUCUGCUAAUAUUGUAAUCCCAAGUGAUGCUAAUCAUCAUCAGAAUUCUGGUUCUUCUUGUGGUCCUGACACCCCCACUUCCAAGAAAGAAAGUGAUCAAGCCAGAGAUGAGAAAGAGGGAAAAUUUUCAGCCACAAAGGAAAAUGAGAGCAAUAACAAUAACAAGGAUAGGAACAUUGAAGCUGCAAAAUUUGGUCAAGUUUUCUCAGCUCCAUUAGGGAACAUCAAUCUUGAGGCUGAGCAAUCUGCCAUGCAACAACAGAUAGUAGACAUGUACAUGAGGAGCAUGCAACAAUUCACUGAGUCUCUGGCAAAAAUGAAGCUCCCAAUGGAUCUCAAUACACCAGACAGAGAAGAUUGUGGUGAUGUGAUUCAAAAUCAUAGCAGCAGCAACGGCAGCAGUAAAUUAGAAAUUGACAAGAAAAAUGAUCGAUCUCGCGUGUUUUAUGGAAGCCGUGCAUUCUUCUAAUCACCCUUCUUGAUGCUGGCAACACCAAGGAAGAUCAGUUUAAUUUGGUGUAACUUUUCUGAUAUAUUUAUUAUUCAGAUCAAACUGUUUUUUUUUUUUUUUUCAUUAAGCAGUCUCUUAUGUUGGUGACUAUUCUAUAAUCUUCUAGUUUAGCUGGUUUUUUCAUUCCUCACCAUUUGACUUGGCUGUAAAUGGGUUCAUGACUAGUCCUCUGUCUCUGUAGUACUUUUUUUUUCUCUAAAGUGCUUUUGAAGAGAUGUUCAUUUCUGUGGAUUUCUUUGUGAUUGCUUUCUGCAGAAUUGAAUUGUAAGGAAAGUUUCUGGUGUUGUGUCAUACAGCUAUAGGUGCCUAAAGUUGGAAACUAGUCAUUCUUAUGCUUCAAGCAUGAUUA